AUGGCAGCUGCAACAUCCGCCCACGGCCGCUACCCUCUCUCCACGGCCCGCCCCAUUUCACCAUCCUCGGUCAAGGUGGCCGCUCAAAUCAACCCCAAAUCCCUCUCGCCGCCGAUAGCUAUAUCCACAAACCCAGUGCACAUCAACCUAAAUCACCUCAGAGAGCUCUACGCGGCCUGCAACCUAUCCGGCCAUCGAUUCCCCGCCGUCGAUGAUUCCGGCGGAUUCGAACCCAUCGACGAGAUAAAGCUCCGAACCGCCCUUUCCCACAGCCCCUUCGUCGUGUCGGCUUUCACCAGGCCCGAAUUUUUAACGACCGAUUCGGAGGAGGUGACGAAUUUCAUCGGUUUGAGCGGAGGUUGGAUGAGAAAGCUGGCUCGGGUGACGCCGGAGAAUGGACGGCUGGUAGGGUUUGUUCGCGCGGUCUCUGAUUUGGGAUUGACGGCUGCCAUCUAUGAUGUCAUGGUUCACCCGGCUUUACGAGGUCAGGGAAUUGGUCGGAUGAUAGUUAAAAGAAUCGUAAGAAUGCUUGCUAGCAGGGGGAUAUAUGAUAUAUCUGCACUCUGUACUGGCAGUGAAAGGCUAUUCUUCAGUGCAUGUGGAUUUGGGGAAGAUAUAUUGGGUUCGACCACAAUGAUGUAUACACGUUCGGCCUCUAGUAACUCCAACAAUGAGCAAGCUGUAUCAGCUGUUGGAUGGAUAGAUCCUGAAAACAAGUACUGCACAAAAAUUGACACCUCAGGGAAUGGAAAUCCGGUUUGGAAAAUGAAGUUUUCUGCGGCGGUUGAUCUUUCUGAUGAGUCCAAGUUUCAAGAUUUGGCUUUACAUGUUGAGGUCCACAGUCGGGAGCCAAUAUUUCUCAAGCGGAGCCUCUUGGGCUCGGCUACCAUUGUUCUGAAGGAAUUUCUCAACAAGUUUGAUUUGAAAUCGGAUGUUUCGAAGCCUGUGGAGGAAGUCGGGAGCUUUCAGCUGAGGAAAAAGAGUUCGAACAAGCCUCUCGGAUUUGUGGAUGUCUCGAUCCGAGUUUCAGAAGAAAGGGAGGAGCCUGGCUCGUCGUAUUUAGGCGGCGAAGGCUUUCAUUUAAAUGAUCACAAGGCCAGCAACAACCUAGCUAGCGGCUAUGGAUCUCCACACAUUCCCCCUUCCCAACUCCCUUCAUCCUCAUUCCACCAACCGGAAAAAAACCACGUGAACCCAUUCCCUCAAAAUUACCAACCGGAAACCAGCCAGUCGAAUCCAUUCCCUCCAAAUCACCACCAGCGGCCGAUCUCUGGACCAUACUACCCUGGGCCCACUGGGCCCGGCCACUACCCUUCUCGACUGCCGCCACCCCCUUCUAACGUGAGCUACACUCCUAGUGUCUUUCCCAUGAACACGAACUAUGGGCCUAGCAGCUACAUAAGCAUGCCAUCUUCACUUGGCCCAUCGGGUCUACACGGGCGGCCCGGUUUUGGGAUGGGAGUUGGCGCGGGGGCACUAGCAGCUGGAGCAGUGAUCUUUGGCGAUGAUUUCAUGUCAGGAUUCGAUGUUCCUGGCCCUUCGGGAGAUGUUGGUGUCUCCAUAUCGACCUACCCUCCGUUCUAG
This is a messenger RNA of Striga hermonthica, 1584 nucleotides long. Lineage: Eukaryota; Viridiplantae; Streptophyta; Magnoliopsida; Lamiales; Orobanchaceae. The record is from the annotation of a GenBank genome assembly.